AUGAAGUUCUCUACCGUUUUUGCUGCUGCUGUCUUAGCUGGUGUUUCCCAAGCUGGUUGGGCUAACUCUACUGUCACUGACAUUCAAACCACUGUUGUCACCAUUACUUCUUGUUCUGAAGACAAGUGUCACGAAAUCCCAAAGACUACUGGUGUUGUUACUGUUUGCGAAGAGUCCACUACUUACACUACUUACUGCCCAUUGACUUCUGAAACCACCUCGUGGGUUCCAAAGCCUGCUCCUUGUACUACCAUCACUGUUACUGAAUGUGACACGGAAAGCAUCUGUACUUCUUACACCACCGAAACUGGUUACACUACUGUUUGCGAAGAGUCCACUACUUACACUACUUGGUGCCCAAUUCCUUCUUCUGAAGUUGUUACCUACUGGUACACUUGCCCAACUCCAGGUGUCACUACCACUUACACCGCUUCUGAAUUGUGCCCAAGCUGUUCUGAGGGUACUGAAUACGUUACCUACACCAAGGAAGUUCCAGUUGUUACCAAGUCUGAAAGCACUGCUGCUCCAUCCACUGUUGCUCCUAUCUCUAUUUACAGUGGUGCUGCUGAAAAGGUUGGUGUUUCUGGCUUGUUCCUCGGUGUAGUCGGUUUGUUCUUGUUGUAA
Molecule: messenger RNA, 624 nt
Organism: Lizanozyma spartinae
Lineage: Eukaryota; Fungi; Ascomycota; Pichiomycetes; Serinales; Debaryomycetaceae
Gene: PGA62
Product: Pga62p
Exons: 1
Coding region: 1-624 (207 amino acids)
Source: RefSeq, a predicted model, not a curated record